GUAGGGAGAUCCGCGAGUGAUGUUCCAAUUGAAACUCAAUUGCUUCUAUUGGAAGCAAGAGAAGAGUCUGCUCUUAAGGAACAAUUUUCUUUUGACUCUCAAGAGCCAGAGGAAGAGAACACUUCCUACAUUCUCUUCUUGCCUGUGUUGGAUGGAGCGUUUCGCGCAACUUUGCAGGGAACUGCAUUAAACGAGCUCCAAUUCUGCGUUGAAAGUGGAGAUGCCUAUGUUCAAACUUCUCAAUCACUUGAGGCAGUAUUUGUAAAUUCAGGGGACAAUCCGUUUGAGCUAAUCAAGGAUUCUAUCAAGAUAUUGGAGAAACACAAAGGAACUUUUUGUCAUCUUGAAAACAAGGAGAUCCCUGUACAUCUUGACUUGUUUGGAUGGUGCACUUGGGAUGCCUUUUACACUAAAGUAAAUCCACAAGGAAUAAAAGAUGGCAUUCAAAGUCUCUCAAGUGGAGGUUUUUCACCUAAGUUUAUCAUUGUUGAUGAUGGAUGGCAAGAGACACUCAAUGAAUUUCUCAAAGAAGGUGAACCAAUCAUUGAAGGAACCCAGUUUGCAACAAGACUAAUAGACAUCAAAGAAAACAAAAAGUUCAGCAGUGCAGUCUCCAAUAAUUCUUGCAACAAUCUCCAUGAUUUUGUUCACUCUAUCAAACAGAAUUCGAGUGUAAAAUACGUUUAUAUGUGGCAUGCUUUAGCUGGUUAUUGGGGAGGAGCACUACCGUCUUCCGAUGCGAUGAAGAAAUAUAAUCCAAAGCUUGUAUAUCCAAUUCAGUCACCUGGUAUCACAGGGAACCUUAGAGAUAUAGCCAUGGACAGCUUGGAAAAAUAUGGAGUUGGAAUCAUUGAUCCGUCAAAGUUAUAUGAGUUUUACAAUGACUAUCACAGUUAUCUUGCAAGCUGUGGCGUCGAUGGAGUUAAAGUAGAUGUCCAAAAUUUGAUAGAAACCUUGGGUUCUGGGUACGGUGGACGCGUUGCAUUAACCGAACGGUAUCAAGAAGCACUAGAGGAAUCAGUAGCAAGGAAUUUUAAGGACAAUAACCUCAUUUGUUGCAUGUCUCAUAACUCUGAUUCAAUUUACAGUUCAAAGAAGAGUGCAGUGGCAAGAGCUUCUGAAGAUUUCAUGCCCAGGGAACCAACAUUUCAAACCUUACACGUUGCAUCGGUAGCUUUUAAUAGUCUUCUUUUAGGGGAGAUUUUUGUGCCAGACUGGGACAUGUUCCAUAGCAAGCAUGAGACAGCCGAGUUCCAUGCUGCAGCAAGAGCAAUAGGUGGUUGUGCAGUAUAUGUUAGUGAUAAGCCUGGCAAUCAUGAUUUUAAAAUCUUGAAGAAGCUAGUACUUCCUAAUGGAUCAGUCUUGAGAGCAAGAUAUGCCGGACGUCCAACUCGAGAUUGUUUGUUUCAAGAUCCAGUAAUGGAUGGUAGAAGUCUGCUGAAGAUUUGGAACUUAAAUAAGCUAACUGGGGUGAUAGGAGUCUUUAAUUGCCAAGGAUCCGGAAGCUGGCCAAUGAAAUCAUCGGAAGCCACACCAACACACUUAAGCAUUUCAGGGAAAGUUAGACCCCUUGAUGUUGAAUUUCUUGAAGAGGUUGCAGGUGAAAAUUGGAAUGGAGAUUGUGUACUAUAUGCCUUCAAUGCAGGCUUGCUUUCCAAGCUACCAAGUAAAGAAAAACUAGAAGUAUCCUUGGAGACUCUUCAAUGUGAAGUAUAUACAGUAUCUCCAAUCAGGGUGUUUGGUCAUGAUGUGCAAUUUGCACCAAUUGGAUUGCUUGACAUGUACAAUUCAGGAGGAGCUGUAGAAGAACUAACCUGCACAAUUGAUGUUGCACAUUGUAUAAUAAAAAUCAAAGGUAGAGGAUGUGGUCGUUUUGGAGCCUAUUCCAACGUUAAACCAACACGUUGUAUGGUGGGCAUGAAGGAGAAGGAGUUUUCGUACAGUUCUGAAGAUGGGUUACUGACAAUUAAACUUGAUGGUGAGGGCAAUUAUAGGGACAUAGAAGUUGUAUUCUGAGGUAGCUGUGUUAGGUCCAAGCGAAAAGUGAUUCUUCUUUCUUUUCUAAUUAUCUGACUCAUUUAGUAAGCAUCUAAAACAAUUGUUCAUUGAAUCAAAGGAAGAGAAUUUGGUAAAUUUUGAUGUACAUAACUACUGUACCGUACUACAAUGUUUUGUAUCAUCACUAAUGACGUGACAUGUGCUUAUUGUUUGUUAAUGAUAUUGAUACUUUAGAGAGAA
This is a messenger RNA of Cicer arietinum (chickpea), 2238 nucleotides long. Its product is annotated as probable galactinol--sucrose galactosyltransferase 2. NCBI's taxonomy places the organism in Eukaryota, Viridiplantae, Streptophyta, Magnoliopsida, Fabales, Fabaceae. The record is from RefSeq and is a predicted model, not a curated record.